This is a messenger RNA of Apiotrichum porosum, 1425 nucleotides long. It is a transcript of the gene YCK1, whose product is annotated as casein kinase I. NCBI's taxonomy places the organism in Eukaryota, Fungi, Basidiomycota, Tremellomycetes, Trichosporonales, Trichosporonaceae. Gene Ontology annotation, molecular function: protein serine/threonine kinase activity; ATP binding. Bases 1 to 1425 code for a protein of 474 amino acids. Gene Ontology annotation, cellular component: cytoplasm; nucleus. The record is from RefSeq and is a predicted model, not a curated record. Gene Ontology annotation, biological process: signal transduction; peptidyl-serine phosphorylation; endocytosis. The transcript is spliced from 5 exons.
AUGGCCACGACCCAUGUCAUUGCGUCCAACCCGAGCGCCCACCUCACGGGCUCGAGCCACUCGUCCAGCUCGAGCAACAUUGUCGGCGUCCACUACAAGGUCGGCAAGAAGAUCGGAGAGGGUUCAUUCGGUGUCAUCUUUGAAGGCACCAACCUCCUCAACUCGCAGACGGUCGCCAUCAAGUUUGAGCCGCGCAAGUCUGAUGCUCCUCAAUUGCGGGACGAGUACCGUAGCUACAAGAUUCUGAGCGGAUGCCCCGGUAUCCCUCAGGUCUACUACUUUGGGCAGGAGGGUCUGCACAACAUUCUGGUCAUUGACCUCCUGGGCCCCUCGCUCGAGGACCUGUUUGACAUGUGUGGCCGCAAGUUCUCGGUCAAGACGUGCUGCAUGACUGCCCGCCAGAUGCUCUCGCGUGUUCAGACCAUCCACGAGAAGAACCUCAUCUACCGUGACAUCAAGCCCGACAACUUCCUGAUCGGCCGCCCCGGUACCAAGGGUGCCGGCACCAUCCACGUCGUCGACUUUGGCAUGGCAAAGCAGUACCGCGACCCCAAGACUAAGCAGCACAUUCCUUACCGCGAGCGCAAGAGCCUCAGCGGCACGGCGCGCUACAUGUCCAUCAACACCCACCUGGGUCGCGAGCAGUCGCGCCGUGACGACCUCGAGGCCCUUGGCCACGUCUUCUUCUACUUCCUGCGUGGCGGUCUGCCCUGGCAGGGCCUCAAGGCUGCUACCAACAAGCAAAAGUACGAGAAGAUUGGAGAGAAGAAGCAGUCGACUCCCAUCGCAGAGCUUGGCGAGGGCUACCCUCCCGAGUUUGCCAUCUACCUCAGCUACGUCCGCAAGCUGACCUUUGACGAGACGCCCGACUACGACUUCCUGCGCGACCUCUUUGCGACCGCGCUGCAGAACGCCGGCGAGGUCGACGACCAGGUGUACGACUGGAACCUGCUCAACAGCGGCAAGGGCUGGGAGGCUGGCACCUCGCACUCGUCUGCCGACGUGCAGCGUCAGCCCACGAGGAAUCGUGACAACCGCGGCGGCGACCGCGUCGACAGGCUGCGCAACGGCUCGGGCGGCGGUGCCACCCCCAGGGGAGGCCGCAAGUCGGGCUCGGCCCUGCCCAACGCGAGCAACCAGGCGAUUGUGGGCGUGUCGGCGCCAUCGCACCAGAACUCGAGGCGCCAGUCCCAGCAGGGCGGCCACCCCUUCGCAUCGGGCAACGCCAUGACCGGCGGCGGCUACGACAACUAUGAUGCCAACCACGGACCCAACAAGGGCGCCCAGGCCAUCUCGCCCAUGAACGUCAACUCGAGGCCGGGCGGUACCGCCGGCAACUCUCAGCAGAUUGGCGGCGAGGGCGACUACAUGCCCGAGCACCGGAACGGCUUCCUGGCGUUCCUCACCUGCCGUUCGUGCCGGUAG